AUGGCAGCUAAUGGAUCUCUGCGACGCGUCCUCCUGCCAGGCACCAGUGAUGUGAGGCGCUCCAGCGACGGCUCUCUCCGACCGAGCGAUGCGGGCAGCAGCCGCCUCAGCGCAGGCGGGCGGGCGCAGUGGAGCUUGAAGGCGCAGCUGACGGUUUUCAUCAUCAGGCACGGCGAAGCAGAGCACAAUGUCAAGGAGAAGCAGGCCAAAGAGACUGCCCGAAAGACGCUUCUCGAAGCUGGGCACCACCCCAACAGCCACGAGGUGGUAUUGGCGCAAAAGGCGGCUCGAGAGGCUGUUCUGUAUGCGCAGGAGGCGGACCCGCCGCUCUCCGUAGCCGGGAGGGAGAGUUUGGCUGUGUCCAGGGAGCGGAUUGCGGACCUGGUUCACGCCGGUUUCCUCCCACCGAGCUGCGUCCUGGUCUCGCCACUCCAGCGCGCGAUGCAGACUGCCGCGCUCGUGUUCCCUGCGCACGAGAAUGUCACCGUGCGCGAGGUGCUGGCCGAACGCCGAACGGGGCUGGCCUGCGACAGUCGCUCGCGCGCCUCGACCCUCGUGAUUCGAGACACCUUCUCCAUGUUCGAUAUGUCUGAGAUUGUGGAGCAUGACGGCAGCGCGGCGACGAGCAAGAGUGUCGGGCCGAUGAGGCGCAACUCGACCUGGCCACGGCUCAUUGGGAUGGCUAGCGAUGCGGAGGCAGCAGCGAGCGAACUCGACACUCGCAUAGGCAGAAAGCAGGGUGGCGGGCGCCGCCCGCUGCCCCAGGCAGCUUCCACUCUGGGGCUAAUGGCCCUACAUGGCGUAGACAGCUUCGGGGUCUGUGACGAAGAGAGCCAGGGCAACAGCAGCUCCGCCCCACCAAGCCGAGCGCUCGAGAACCGCGUCAUGCUCAGGGGGCGGGCUGCACAGGUGCUGGACCUGCUUGAGGAGCACGGCCUGAACCACCACGCGGUUGCGCUGGUGUCACACAAGGCAUUCCUGGCCGAGCUCGAGCGUGGGCCGUUGGGCAGGCCCGAUGCCUCCGAGUGCGCCAACGGCGAGGUGCGCGUGUUCUCAGUCGCCAUCUACCGCAACGGGAACGGCAGCCGACGGGUGUGUGCUUCGCGUAUUGCAUGA
Messenger RNA from Emiliania huxleyi CCMP1516, 1116 nucleotides. RefSeq lists its product as hypothetical. The coding region runs from base 1 to 1116 and encodes 371 amino acids. The record is from RefSeq and is a predicted model, not a curated record. Gene Ontology annotation, molecular function: phosphatase activity. NCBI's taxonomy places the organism in Eukaryota, Haptophyta, Isochrysidales, Noelaerhabdaceae. The transcript has a single exon. Gene Ontology annotation, cellular component: cytosol; cytoplasm.